Molecule: messenger RNA, 1698 nt
Organism: Mycena indigotica
Lineage: Eukaryota; Fungi; Basidiomycota; Agaricomycetes; Agaricales; Mycenaceae
Product: Major facilitator superfamily transporter
Exons: 7
Coding region: 1-1698 (565 amino acids)
Biological process (GO): transmembrane transport
Molecular function (GO): transmembrane transporter activity
Source: RefSeq, a predicted model, not a curated record
AUGUCGGAGUCGACUAGAGCAAGGGUCAGCACAGAGGUGUCCAUAUCUCACCAACGACGCGCAAGCGUAAGCCCUGAACAGCCGUUGGCCGCUCUUACCGCUGGGAAACAUGAAUCUGACACUGUUCGCAUCGACGACUCAGAGAAAGAGCGAAACUAUCCUCACGGUCUCACCUUGUCUUUGCUUAUGGGAGCGCUAUGUCUUUCUGUAUUCCUGGUCGCGCUCGAUACGACCAUUAGUGGCAACCAUGUAGCCACCGCGACUCCGAGGAUAACAGACGAGUUUCACUCCCUUGACGACCUGGUCUGGUACGGAAGCGUCUAUCCUCUUGCAACCGCUUCUACUCAACUCCUCUUCGGUAAGUUCUACACCUUUCUAUCCAUCAAAUGGGUCUACAUCGCUGCUAUUGCAAUAUUCGAAAUUGGUUCUGCAGUUUGUGGCGCAGCGCCGACAUCGAAGGCGCUGAUCGUGGGCCGUGCUCUUGCAGGUGUUGGCUCAGCGGGCAUAUUCUCUGGCGCGUUGAUCAUAAUUGCUCAUUCGGUUCCACUCGCAAAACGGCCCAUCUACACCGGUCUCAUUGGAGCUAUGUUUGGUAUAGCUAGCGUCGCUGGACCACUUCUUGGCGGAGUUUUCACCGAUAAGGUCUCUUGGAGAUGGUGCUUCUACAUAAAUCUUCCCAUCGGGGCUAUCACCCUCGCUUUAGUUGUCUUCCUCUUCCAAAUGCCCCCGAACGCAAAGCACGAACCGAAUACAAUCACCCUACGCGCUCGUAUCGCCCAUUUUGACCCCCUUGGCACAAUCAUCUUCAUACCUGCCAUCGUGAGCCUUCUACUCGCGAUGCAAUGGGGUGGUUCAACCUAUGCUUGGAACAAUCCACGAAUAAUUGGCCUCUUUGUCACCUUCGGAAUUCUCGUCCUUGCGUUUGGGGCUGUCCAAAUAUGGAUGGGCUCUAACGCAACUGUUCCUCUCCACGUUUUCAGACGACGAUCGGUUUGGUCUGGCGCUUACUUCUCCCUUUGCCUUAACGGCGGCUUCUUUCUGCUGGUGUUCUACCUCCCGAUUUGGUUCCAGGCAAUCAAGAACGUUUCUGCAGUCAAAUCAGGCAUCUCCACAGUCCCAAUGAUCCUCUCCCUCGUCAUCGGUGCCUUUCUCUCCGGCGCCAUUGUGACCGUUACCGGUCUCUACGCGCCAUGGAUGUGGGUUUCUACUGCGCUGAUGACCAUCGGUGCCGGCCUCAUCUCCACAUUCUCUGUAACGACCCCACAUCCAAGAUGGAUCGGUUACCAGGUUAUUUACGGGCUCGGGGUUGGGUUCGGCAUGCAGCAGCCGUUAAUUGCUGUUCAGGCCGUACUCCCACUAGAGGACAUCCCCACUGGUACUUCAGUGGUGAUGUUUCUUCAAACGCUUGGAAGCGCUCUUUUUAUUUCUGUUGGGACUAACGUCUUCACCACGAAUCUGGUUUCAGGAAUAACUCGCUCUGUUCCAGGCAUCUCGCCGCUUGCAGUUGUCUCUGCAGGUGCAACAGAUCUACGACACAUCGUCGAUCCCCGUUAUUUACCUGCCGUGCUUGAGGUCUACAAUCACGCCUUGACAAAAGCAUUUGAGGUCUCAAUUGUGCUGGGUGGACUGUCGUUGUUUGGCGCAGCAUUGAUGGAGUGGAGAAAUAUAAAACGAACACAGAUUUCGGUGGCAGCUUGA